CCAGCAGUGCCAUCAGAGGUUCCCCCCGUGCCACUGUCCCCACAGUGGUGACAGUGCAGGGACACCCUCGGCACGGGACGGUCCCCGGUUCCGAGAGUCCUGGGCACCCCUGGGGAGGUGAAGCCAGAAAAGAUCGACCUCUCAGGGUCCCAGCUCUGUUCCUCCUGCCCGGGGGCAGUUCGGCCCCAGCAGUUCCCAGGCUGCAGCUGGUGUCCCAGGGAUGUGCCCAAGGGUGGCUUUGAUGUGUCUUAACAUCAUCCCCCAAACCCUGGCUCUGGGAUGAGCCCCCCCACUGCUUCCCCGGGAGGUUGGUCAUUGCAUUUCUUCUCUUCCUGUGGAUGUUUCUCAGCCCCUUGAGGAGGAAGAUUCCCGUGGUCAUGUACCUCCUAAACUGGAGGUCUGUGAUCGAUGGGAGAUAAAGCCAGCGGGCAAAACUGCUGAAAAAUGAGAGCUGUGAAGAGCUGGAGUGGCCCCAGCGUUGCCUUUCAAUGGAGCCGUGGCUGCCUCUCCUCCCAUUAAUGCGCGGCUUUGAUUUCCCAAGCAGCUCUUGGAGCCGCUGGGGAACUGGCCCUGUGACUUUCUCUGUGAGAGCAGAGAAUGGAGACAGCUGAGUAAAUAUAGCCUAAAUCACUGCUUUCCUGGCCAUUCCCCCACCCUUCCCUGCCAUGCCAAGGGCUGGUGUGUCCCCGAGGCUGGACUGGGCUCUUCUUUAGCCUUCCACGAUGUGGGAAAGUCCCAAGCCAUGGUUUGGUUUCUUUGGUGACCCUCUUUGACGUGCGCAGCUCGUGCUUCCAUCUGCCUGCGCCGUUUGUGGCACGGGCUCGAUCCUCCUAAAGCUGAUCUCUGCCCCAAAACCCAGUGUUCCCAACUCGCUGGAACAAGGUUUUGAGCACACAGGAAAAUCCUCUCUGCCUGCAGUUGGGUCUCGCUUGGACAAAAGCGCUGGGUUGGAAGGGAAAGCGCGGCUCAGCUGGAAUGUGGCGAGGAGCAGAGUGGUUUGCGGAGCCAGUUUGGAGCCAUGUCAGAGCUCUGAGUGCCGGGGUGUGUUUACAAUGAAAAAGAGUAUUUAUAAUAUCGAGGGCUCUUUUAAUUCCUCUGGGAAUCUCUGGAGCCGCAGCUUGGAGCUAAAGUAGCUGGGUAAUGGAAGAUGAAAAGCAGACAGGAAGGGAUGGUGGAUUUCUCAAGUUGGAAGGUCUUGGCUCUCUCACCAAUAUCCAAAUCAUGCUGGUCUAUUAACUUGGGUGCUUCUUACCUUGUCGGUUACUUCAUGUGAUUGCUGAGCUGUGCAGAGCUGCUAAUAAAUCAUAUAAAUUCCAAAUACCCUGGGGAAUGUGAUUUUAAGCAGAUAAGUUAGCAAGAGCAGUUGGAUUUUUUUUUUUUCAUGUACUCAGGUUUUUUUUAGAACUGUGAUUUUUUUGCCAAAAUACAGCUCCUGGGUUUCUAUAUCCCUAAAGCCAGCUCCGUGAAUGCUCCUAAAAUGGAAUUAGUGUGUUCUUGCUGCAUGGGGGAUGGUGUAAGAGCAGCCUGGCAAGGCUGGUGUUGGGUGCUGAAUCCUUCUCUGCCCAGUGCCAGUAAAUAAAAGUCUCAGUUCAAAUAAAAAGCUCUCGUAGGCAGGAGGAGAAAGUUUGUGAGGUGGUUAAGAAAGAACAAGCUUCAGCUGGAGCAAGGAAGUUCAGUGUCAGGAGAAGCCUGUGGACAGUAUGAGAAAUCUGGGGGUAGGUGUGCAGACUGCCUGAGGUGCUCUCAUGCUGUCCAGCCUUUGAGCAGGAGGUCUCUGGGACCUCCAGUGGUCUCCCAAAAGUGAGGAAGGUGUUGGUCAUCCUGGUUUCUUCAGCUCCUCGUGUCCCUGCUAAUCAUGACAUUGACCUUUUCAGUGAAAUAUUUCAGAUAUUCCUUCACUUCCUCGGGCUUUGGUGAAUAAAACGAAAUAUUUAAUGAAACUCAGGCAUGAGCAGUAAAUGCUCUGUGUCCCUGGCAAAGGGUGGCUUGUGGCUGUGGGCAGGAGCUGCUGCUCCUGGGGAUCUGCUGCUGCCUGGGAAGCAUUUCUGGGGAAGAGAGGAGGUGAAAACGGCUUUGGCUGUCCCAUGCCUGGCUGGGGCACUGCUCAGGCAUAGCUCCCCUCCUCCCCUGCAGCUUUUCCCUGUUUGGAAGGAAAUACCAGCUGGCUUGGCAGCACCGUGGCCAGCCCCAGCUCCAGCUCUCCCUGCUCCGCUGGCCGCUUCCCCAGGGGCAGCUGCUGGAGCGUGUCCAGCUCCGCUUCCCGCCCGCUCCAGCUCCCUGCAGGCUCUCCCAGCUCCUUCCCCCACAGCUCCUCGUGGCACUGCUGCCUCUUCCACAGCCUCGCUCAUGGCUCCAGCCUCCCGAGACAUUUUUCCAGUCAUUGUUCCUGCUGGGGAGGCAGUGGGCUCUGGAAGCUGCCUGGGAGCGCAGGGAUUUGCUGGGCUGUUUGUCCUGACUGUAAAUCAGGGGUUGGCAAGCUCUUGCCCUCUCUGCCUCUGCCACUCGGUGUUGUGGGUGCUGCUGAGCACAGGAUGACCCGUGAUGUGCUUGCCAUUGCCAGCUUUAGGAGCUGAGGCCAUCAGAGCUGCCCUGGCUGUGUGGGUCAGAAGGAUGUGAUGCAGCAGCAGAUGUCACCAUGGCAGGCGAUUCCCUGUCCGUUUUUAUUCCCAUCCAUCAUUGCAUUGUUCUAUUUUCUCAUGUUAUUAAAGGAAAAGUUUCUUCUUUUUGUCUGUAACUUGCAGUUCAGUCUCGAUAUGGUGUUUGUUUUGCUCGCUGAGGAUCUGAUGUAACUUGGAGAGAUUGGAGCUGUGUACACUGUUGUGAGCAUAUUCUUCUUUUAAAUAUUUUUAUGCAUUCUUUCCCUUCUCUGGUAGGAAAGUAACUCAGUCUCGCUUCAAGUCAAGCUGCACUUUGAACUGCAUUUGGAACUGGGUUAAAAAGCACAGGAACCACAUUUAAAAUGUUAAGAUGCUUUUAUUUAUGUGCUGGGCACAGACAAAAAGACUCGUAAUGUGUUUUUUGUUUCAAACCGAUGUGUUAAACAAAGAAAGUAUUGACAGCAGUUAAUGAAUCGAGGGAUUGUUUCUGGGCACUGAGAUAGAUUUACCAAAGGUAUUUAGCUGUCUGAUGCAUGGGAUUUUCAGAGCAGCCUAACUAAGCAAGUGCUCGCCAGCACAGACACGAGGUUCCUCUCUGAGAGCCGAGCAAACCUGGAGCUGGGCCCAGCAGAAAUCUUUUGGCAAGGUGCUGCCUCUCUCCAGCUCGGAGGUGUGCUUCCAGCCGACAGGCUUGUGCGUGUCCCGGCCUCUCGGCACUGCCUUCCCUCCAAGGAGCUGUUCCAGAGCUUUGGGAAGUGUGUGUUCCCAAUCCCCAAAGACUCUGUCAGCUGCUCUCUGAGGGUGCAGAGCUUUCCUGCAGCUCAGUCAGAGAAGCCUCUGGCUGGGUCCGUGACAGGCCAGACGACAACUGUUGCUCCUGGAGAGGACGGUGCCGGCAUUAGCCAUGAGGAUUUGGGUCUCCUGGGGGGCUCCUCACUCGUGUCCACGAGCACUCAGUGCCCACCUGGGCUGAGCGUGGGGAAAGCAGGGAAGAAGGUUGUGGAAGGAGACGGUUGGAAGAAGCUGCGGGACCUGCUCUUUGGAGACACUCGCUGCUCCAGAGUCAUUCUCCUCUUCCCACCCCUCCACACAGAUCUGCUUUUAAAAGCUACUGAACAAGUUUGCCGGGCCUGAGCGUUUUGUCCUUCCAGCCUCUUCAGCUGCACCGGCUUGUCGGAGGCGCCUGGAGUCGGGGCUGGGAUCUGCGGGUGGGAGCUGGGGGAGCAUCGACCCUGCUGGGGCUGGGCUCUGCUGCCUCUGGGUGUGCUCUGGGGUCUGUCCUCCCCGGGAGGAGCCACUCUGGGGUCUGUCCUCCCCGGGAGGAGGGGGAGCUGCCAGCGCCAUGGCCAGUGGGCAGCGGCCGCUCAGGCCCUUGGCAUUCAGACAGUGCCCCCGGCACGGCGACUCCGCUCUGGGGGACCCUGACAGGCAGCACUCAGAGGGGCAGCCAGUGAGCCUAGUCAUAAAUCUCUCUUUAUGCUCUGCAUUAUGAAGUAAUAUUUUCCUGGCUGGGGCUGGUUGGGUUGGGGAAAUGCGGGCUCGGCUGCGAGUUCCCGGCAGCCACCAUCCCAGCGUGGUGGGAGCUUUCACAGCGGCCAUGCUGGGAUGUGCUGCUUCCCCCGUGAACAUCAGAAACCUCUGUAGGGUCUUUCCAUGAAUUCUGCAGUCUGGUGUUGCUCCUGGAGUUCUGGAGAAGCUCUCCAGCAAGCUGGAUCAGGCUCAAUCCUGUUCCCCUCCCGCCUCUGGCCGCAAGUGCCUCACCUCCCCGCGGGCAGUGCCUGUUCAUUCAUGGCAAAGACAGCCUGGCUGGGACGCCUGCCCGAGCUCAGGCAGGCGGUGCGGGCUCUGGCUGCUGCACAGGUUUCCUGUGCCAUGGCCUCUUUGUGCCUUUUGUCCUUGUCAAGGGAAGGAGCCUUGGAGCCGGGCUGGAGAGCCUGGCUGAGAGGUGGGGUUGGCUCCUCUCCGGGGACUCACCCUGAUCUCAGACUUUGCGGCAGCACGUGCAGAUGUGGUGACACGUGCAGGGCUGAUACCACGUGCAGGAGAAAAGAAGGAUUUGUAGCUGAUAUGAACUGUAACCUGCUGCUGGCCCAGAGGAGCUAUUUUGAAAUCCUGCAGAUCACCACCAUUGGUGCCUGUCACAGAGUCCAACCAGCAGUCGGAGCAGCCCUGGCUUCGUGCCAUGCUUGGUUGUUCACUGACCUCUGUGGGAAGGGUGUCCUGGCUCCCUUUGCCUUCUUGCCUCCUUCUCCCCAGGAUCUCACAGCCCUGAGAAGCACCUUCCUGCUUGUUAAUGAGACUCAAGAGUUUGAGCUGGGUUUGGUGGUUUCUGGGCCAAAACAGCUCAAGCCUUUAACAGGACCUGCAGCGUUUGAGCAGGCCCAGGGUGUCCCUGGGAAGGCUGGGUUCUGGCUGCCCUGGUGCCUUGCAGGUCUGGUCCUCGGCUGCACGCCAUUUCUGCGGGAACCAGAACUCUGGGAUUUGCCUGAGGGAGGUGGAAAACUGGCCUGUGCAGCCAGGAGGGGAUGGGAAAAGAGGACGUGCCUGGCUGGUGGGAAUGUCCCAGCUCGUACAUCUCUUCAGCAACAUGUUAUAACCCAGGUUUAUUCUUUUUGGUGGAUUUCUGGGCAGGGCAGGCAGCAUAUUCAAUUUCUCUCUGAAUAGCUGAAAGGCAGUUAGGAGCUCUAAGUAGACUUGAAGGCUUCUAAAGAUUAUUUUAACUCCUUUUUGCCUCCAUCUCUGCAAAAAAACCCUAUGCCUGCACUUGAUGCUGCUGCUGUUGCUUUUGAAAAGUUCAAAAAUUGACUUUUUGCUCAGAGCAAAGCUUUGAAGUGCUGCUCUGUGGGAAUGGCAGCGCAUCUCGAAAGCCUUUUGCUGAAAGCGUGGUUAACCUACAUUUGUGGGCAGCUCCCUUCAGAAGAUGCCUUUGUGGGGGAUUGCAUGGCGAGAUGUAAAGGUGAACUGUGAAAUUUAAUCGAUUUAACAAGGGAGGGUUAAAUCUGUUUGUUCUGCUCCUGUUCAGGGCCUGCAGCUGGUGGGUGCAGGGUCACCCUUUUCUGUAUGCAAAAGUUAUCCUGCAUAAAGGCUGUUUUGUCCCACUUGUUGUCUCCUUGUUUGCAUAAGUGCUGCGAGGAGGGUAAGCUGAAGAAGCAGGGGUGAACCUCUUUGAGAUGCAGAGCUGGUGCCUGGCUGUAGCAGAGGGGAGGUAGCGUUCCUGCCCACAGCCACUGGCUCCUCACUUGCUCUUGGGAGUGUAAAUCAGGAUUAGCAUGCCCUGCUUGGAUCCAGGGCUCAGCAUCAGCUGCUAGGUAGGAGAGAAACGAGUCCUGCCUCUCUCAGGUGAACCCCUGGUUUGAAUGUUGGCGUGUCAGGAGGGUGUGGGGUGCUUGGGUGUGCAGUGAC
Poecile atricapillus (Black-capped chickadee) is the source of this 5999-nucleotide messenger RNA. RefSeq lists its product as uncharacterized. The record is from RefSeq and is a predicted model, not a curated record. The transcript is spliced from 2 exons. The coding region runs from base 4251 to 5261 and encodes 336 amino acids. NCBI's taxonomy places the organism in Eukaryota, Metazoa, Chordata, Aves, Passeriformes, Paridae.